This is a messenger RNA of Rhodofomes roseus, 915 nucleotides long. RefSeq lists its product as uncharacterized. The transcript is spliced from 4 exons. Gene Ontology annotation, biological process: maturation of SSU-rRNA from tricistronic rRNA transcript (SSU-rRNA, 5.8S rRNA, LSU-rRNA). Bases 1 to 915 code for a protein of 304 amino acids. Gene Ontology annotation, cellular component: nucleolus; preribosome, small subunit precursor. Lineage: Eukaryota; Fungi; Basidiomycota; Agaricomycetes; Polyporales; Fomitopsidaceae. The record is from RefSeq and is a predicted model, not a curated record.
AUGGCACCUACACGUACAAAAGGAGCAGGGCCAUCGACUUCAAGGGAUGGCCAAGCAGGGAGCAAGCAGAAAGGCAGCGGGAAGCAUCAACACCACCGAAAACAACAAGGAUCAGAAGGCGAACUUGCUGGGCUUCCGGGCGUGCAGAAGAUCAAAGCAGCCUUGCGCCAGACGAGGAGACUUCUUGCUAAGGAUAAGUUGGCAGCGGAUGUACGAACAAAAACGGAAAGGAGGCUCAAGGCUCUGGAGGCGGACCUCGCACAGGCCGAGCGUACGAGAAAGGAGCGGGCGUUGUCCCAGAGGUAUCAUGCCGUCAAGUUCUUCGAACGACGGAAAGUUACACGAAGGAUACAGCAAGUCAAACGGCAACUUGCCGAAGACAAAAAUGCAGAGGGAGAACAGCUAGGCAAGAAGGAACGGAAACGAUUAGAGAAGAAGUUGGAGGAGCUGCGUGUAGACCUCAAUUACAUCAUUCACUACCCGAAACUCAACAAAUACAUCGCCCUCUUCCCGCCUGAGCUCCGCGGCGAGCCUCAGGCGCAUCCCGACCCUUACCCCCACACGCACUCCCGCUCGAAGGACUCGGAGAGCGAACAAAAUCCGGAGAAUGAGACUGACGCACAACGCGAGGAGGUCCGGACGUGGGUGCGCGAGCAGAUGGCCGCCGGCGAGAUGAGCGCGGAGCCUGAGGUAGAGCUGCACAAGAAAGACCGACCUACGACGUCGCAUGACCGACCCCUCGGUGCUAAGGGAAAUGCGCGGUUGGAGGAAGAGGAGAAGCGGAAGGCGACGGAUACGAAGUCGGCUGCGUUGGAGGGAGAUGCGUUCUUCGGGGAAGAUGCUGGCAGUGAGGAGAGCGGUGAUGGUGGUGAAGACGAGGACGAAGAUGACGACGAGGACAUGGAUAGUGACUGA